Molecule: messenger RNA, 2854 nt
Organism: Elgaria multicarinata webbii
Lineage: Eukaryota; Metazoa; Chordata; Lepidosauria; Squamata; Anguidae
Gene: RASGEF1A
Product: RasGEF domain family member 1A
Exons: 14
Coding region: 219-1694 (491 amino acids)
Biological process (GO): positive regulation of GTPase activity; Ras protein signal transduction
Cellular component (GO): plasma membrane
Molecular function (GO): guanyl-nucleotide exchange factor activity
Source: RefSeq, a predicted model, not a curated record
GUCACAUAGCGGAGGCAGCAAGCAGCCUGAGCAAAGAGUGAGACUACUCUGUCAUUUAGGAUGACUCACAGGGAAUUGGCAUUAAUUCCUCUCUUUCUUGUAGUGGACGGAGCACAGCCAAAAAGCUACACUGGACCAGAUCAAGGAGAAGGUGGCAAGAUUGAUGACAGAAACCACAGAGUGAAAUAGCUCUAAGUCCACCUCCUGGGAAGGUCUGGAUGGCAGAACCACCGUGUAAUGCUGCUGUAAAGAAAUGUAAAGAAACUAUGCCCCAGACACCAAUAUUUUCCAGCAUGCUUGGUUCCGGAUGUAGUGGGCAGGUGCAGCCAGAUACAGGAGAGAGGAGCGGCGAUCCUGUUUAUCAGGAUGGGAGUCUCAUCUCUGGAUCGCUGGAGUCCCUGAUUGAGCGCCUGGUACCCACCACAGAAUAUUAUCCAGAUAGGACAUAUAUCUUCACCUUCUUACUGAGCUCCCGAGUCUUCAUUCACCCUCAUGAGCUCCUAGCUAAAGUGGGGCAACUCUGCCUUAAACAGAAGCAGCAACUAGAGACUGGAGUUGAGGCAGACAAGGCAAAGCUCAAGUCCUUUGCGGCCAAGAUCAUUCAGCUCCUGAAGGAAUGGACUGAAACAUUCCCCUAUGACUUCCAGGAUGAGAAAUCUAUGAAAGAGCUAAAGGAAAUUGCUCACAGGAUAACACAGUGUGAUGAGGAAAACGGAACUGUCAAGAAAAUCAUUAGCCAGAUGACACAGAAUUUGCUGAUGACCCUUGCCGCACGCAGUCAGUACCAAGAGAUCCGAGAGAAGUUCCGUCAACCUGUGACCGACAAAGGGACAAUCCUUAAAACUAAGCCUCAGUCAUCGCAGAAGGAUAUACUGAGUGUUUGCUGUGACCCGUUGGUCCUUGCACAGCAGCUAACACAUAUUGAACUGGAGAGGGUGAGCAACAUUUAUCCUGAGGACCUCAUGCAAAUCGUCAGCCACAUGGACUCCCUGGAUAAUCACAAGUGCCGAGGUGAUGUUACCAAGACCUACAAUCUGGAGGCCUAUGACAACUGGUUUAACUGCCUCAGCAUGUUGGUGGCAACGGAGAUUUGUAAGGUUGUGAAGAAAAAGCAACGGACAAGGAUAGUGGAAUUUUUUAUUGACGUGGCAAGAGAGUGCUUCAACAUCGGAAACUUUAAUUCAAUGAUGGCCAUUAUCUCGGGUAUGAACUUGAGUCCUGUGGCCCGGCUAAAGAAAACGUGGUCCAAAGUCAAAACAGCCAAAUUUGAUGUUUUAGAGCAUCACAUGGACCCAUCCAGCAACUUUUGUAAUUAUCGAACAGCCCUUCAAGGAGCAGCGCAGCGAUCCCAGACAGCGCACAGCAGCCGAGAGAAAAUAGUCAUCCCAGUUUUCAACCUUUUCAUUAAAGAUAUCUACUUCCUGCACAAAAUACACACCAACCAUUUGCCCAAUGGACAGAUAAACUUCAAGAAGUUCUGGGAAAUUUCAAGGCAAAUCCAUGACUUUAUCACAUGGAAGCAGGUUGAAUGUCCUUUUGAGAAGGACAGGAAAAUCCAGAGUUAUCUGCUCACCGCACCUAUUUAUAGUGAAGAAGCUUUGUUCAUUGCAUCCUUUGAAAGUGAAGGUCCAGAAAAUCAUAUGGAGAAAGACAGCUGGAAGACACUCAGGACAACUCUGCUCAACAGGGCCUGAGACUUUGGACUUUUGCUCCUGAUUCUAAAGCACACACUAAAAACAUUGUUUUUAAAUCCUGAGCGACAUGGUUUGAGACAGGAAGGCCUCACUGGCUGGGGCCUGUUUUGUAUAUACAAUACCUUUUAUGAAUUCCAAAAGAAGAAGACAAUGUGCUAAAUAUUUCACAUCAACCUUAAGGCACUUAAAAGUGAAGGAUUUUGUUUUUUAACUAUUAAAAGAAAAAAAAUCAAGGGCGGGACCCUGUUCUCAGAGAUGAAAUUGACUGUGGGGGAUGGAAUCCAUGGUGAUGUCUUAUUCUAACGACAUCCAGAUCUUUAUUUUAAUGUUUGAUGACUUCCGCCUGAUUCAUGCACACUCUCAGAUGGACUCAGUACAUGUACAGGUCCAGUGCGCCACUCCGCCUUGAUCCACCCAACACUUCCUGAAAAUAAAUUUCAUUAUGUGGGGCUGGUGCACUUGAAAAUCAGCAAGGCUUCCACAGACCCAAAGAGGCACAGGAGCAUUUUCCAGGGUUAGCACAGGUCAAUUUAGGUUAACUGCUAAUGAUGUGAAAGCACAGAGCUCUUGUCAAACUGUCACCCCAUUGGGGGUCAUCUGAUAUUUUGAAGAGCUUGCACCUCCUGUGGCCCCAUUCCUACAGAAGAGAGGGGCAAAGCCAGCUUCUGAAGCACACCUCGUUGCUCCUUUGCAUCACCUGCUGGAGCAGGUGAUGGCCGGUGAAAGCUCAUGCCAUGGCAAAGUGGCUAUUCUUCAAGCUGCCAUAGGAUUGUAACCCACCACCACUCCUGGCCCCACAAUAUAUUUUACACUCUUUUGGAAUUGAUCCUGAUUGUCCUGGAUUUCCAAGUUUUUUUCUUUUUUGAUGCUGCCUUCCUUGCCUCAUUGAUUUGCAGAAAAUUGUGUUCUUAUGCCCAUUUUUUACAGCCAGGCAGAAUCACGUAGUAAAACUUUGCCUGGACGGUUGCAUUAUAGAUGGUGAGAGGUGGUGCUGGUUGCAGGUUUGAAUGUUCGCAUAGGAGGGGCAAAGCCUACCACAGAGAAGACUAGACCAAACCUUUCCUCCUGAUACACCAGUUUUCUUCAAACAAUGCCACGAAUCCUACAAGAAGGUAACUUAAGGAAGUUCACAGAAGGACAGUUUCCUGUUCCCUUCUCCC